Messenger RNA from Cynara cardunculus var. scolymus (artichoke), 1502 nucleotides. Its product is annotated as agmatine deiminase. Gene Ontology annotation, molecular function: protein-arginine deiminase activity; agmatine deiminase activity. NCBI's taxonomy places the organism in Eukaryota, Viridiplantae, Streptophyta, Magnoliopsida, Asterales, Asteraceae. The record is from RefSeq and is a predicted model, not a curated record. The transcript has 10 exons. Gene Ontology annotation, biological process: putrescine biosynthetic process. Bases 119 to 1255 code for a protein of 378 amino acids.
UCGGCCUAAUUUUAUUUUGAGGUUUUUUCCACUAAACGAAACGAAAGUAGGUAAACGGAAGAAGCCUUACGCCGGUGACCAAGAACUCCAUCGAUUUUGUCACAAACUGAUCAAUCAGAUGGAUAUCACAGAAGGAUCACCGGCUCUUCAUGGAUUCCGAAUGCCCGCAGAAUGGGAACCCCACUCUCAAACCUGGCUUGGUUGGCCUGAGCGCCCUGAUAAUUGGCGAGAUGAUGGAAUCCAUGGCCAGCGUAUUUUUGCUAAAGUUGCUUCUGCCAUCUCUAAGUUCGAACCCGUUACUGUCUGCGCCAGUGCCUCUCAGUGGGCUAAUGCACGCAACCAAUUGCCUCAUAGUGUGAGGGUUGUUGAGAUGGGUAUGAAUGAUUCUUGGUUUCGUGACAGUGGCCCAACUUUUGUUGUAAGUGAGAGAAAAUCAGGUUCAGGGAAGGUAGGGCACAAUGUUGCUGGCAUUGAUUGGAAUUUCAACAGUUGGGGUGGUGUUGAUGAUGGCUGCUACAAAGACUGGAGUCUUGAUCUUCUUGUUGCACGGAAGAUUCUUGCAAUUGAGAGGAUUCCUCGUUUUCCACAAUCCAUAAUUCUUGAGGGUGGAAGCAUUCAUGUAGAUGGUGAAGGGACCUGCCUCACGACUGAAGAGUGCUUGUUGAACAAAAACAGGAAUCCACAUCUGACCAAAGAACAAAUAGAAGAUGAGCUCAAAGCAUAUCUUGGAAUCAAGAAGAUUAUUUGGUUGCCUCGUGGACUAUUUGGUGAUGAUGAUACUAAUGGGCAUAUUGACAAUAUGUGCUGUUUUGUGAAGCCUGGUGUAGUCUUGUUGUCCUGGACGGAUGAUGAAUCAGACCCUCAGUACGAGCGAGCUGUAGAAGCUUUUACUGUUCUCUCAAAUUCUACCGAUGCUCAUGGUAGAAAAUUUGAAAUUAUUAAACUCCAUGUACCGGGGCCUCUCUAUAUGACGGAUGAAGAAGCUGCUGGAUUUGUUCAGGUUGGUGAGGCUAAACCGAGACUUCCUGGUACAAGGCUUGCAGCUUCAUACGUUAACUUUUACAUUGUUAAUGGUGGCAUUAUAGCACCCCAGUUUGGAGACCCAAAAUGGGACAAUGAAGCUGUCCGUGUCCUGUCUCAGGCCUUCCCUGAUCAUGAAGUGGUAAAAAUUGAAGGUGCGAGGGAAAUCGUUCUUGGAGGAGGUAACAUCCAUUGUAUAACACAGCAGCAACCUGCUGGUCCACAAGCUCAAUGAGCUUUGUACUAAGCUUUGCCACUUCAAAGUGGCAAAAAUGGCGUUUUUGUUAAAUUAAAACACAAACUUUUCUUUGUUUUUGUUGUGGUCGUUGGCACAUUGGAAAUUCGUGUGCUAGACUUGUAUAAUUUAUUUUUAAAGUUCUAUAUCCUAUGGUAUUGUAAUCGAUGGAUCUUAACCAGUAAAACUACAUUAAACCAAGUCACCAUCUUCUUUUAAGUGCUAAUCAACGAAACAAAGUUGAAUA